Molecule: messenger RNA, 2208 nt
Organism: Lichtheimia ornata
Lineage: Eukaryota; Fungi; Mucoromycota; Mucoromycetes; Mucorales; Lichtheimiaceae
Exons: 4
Coding region: 1-2208 (735 amino acids)
Biological process (GO): translational initiation
Cellular component (GO): eukaryotic translation initiation factor 3 complex
Molecular function (GO): translation initiation factor activity; translation initiation factor binding; RNA binding
Source: RefSeq, a predicted model, not a curated record
AUGCCUGGGCUCGACUUGAAGAAUCUGCCUGAACGCGAAGAGGACAUCGAUUUCAGCGACAUUUACGAGAAGCACAAAGUUUCGGUUGACGAGGAACUCGAUACGAUCGUCGUUGUCGAUGGCGCACCCAUUGUUGAUGAGAACAAAGAGGAAAAGUUGCUUUCAGUAUUGCGCAAGCUUUUGACCAAGAAUGCUGGCGAAGUCAAGGAGGGUGGUAUUUGGAUGCCUAUGGAGUCCAAGGACGGCAAGCGUGAAAGCAAAGGUUACUUGUUUGUUGACUUUGAAACGCCCGAUGCCGCUUUUGCCGCUGUCAAGAACUUGGAUGGCUACAAAAUGUCCAAGGCCCAUCAGCUUUCUGUCAACCGCUUCACCGAUGUUGAAAAGUACACCAACAUGAACGACAAGUAUGAAGAACCAGAACUUCCCGAAUUCACUCCAAAGGAACAUCUCAAGAGCUGGUUGAUGGAUCCUCAGGCACGUGAUCAGCUCUUGAUCUAUCGUGGCAAGGAAGCUGGCAUCUACUGGAACCGUAAGACCGAGAAACUUGAAGAAGUCUAUGUUCGCUCUGAUUGGACACAAAACUACUUGCAAUGGUCGCCUCUCGGUAGCUAUGUCGCCACUUUCCACGCACAGGGCAUUGCAUUGUGGGGUGGUCCUUCUUGGGCUCAAAUUGUACGCUUCUAUCAUCCUGGUGUCAGACUCAUCGAUUUCUCUCCCAACGAACGUUACCUUGUCACAUGGUCGAGUGAGCCCAUCAGCUUGGCACGCAUUCCUGCUGGUGCACCCCAUCCUUUCUCCGAAUACGAUGAAGGCAACCACACCAUUGUUUGGGAUAUUAAGACUGGUGCAUUGCUUCGUUCAUUCGCUGCUCUUCCCACUGAAGCACAACAAAAGACCGUGAGAUGGCCCAUGUUCAAGUGGUCUCCUUCCGACAAAUACUUUGCACGUGUUGUUCCUGGUCAACAAUUAUCAGUCUAUGAAGCACCUUCGAUGGGUUUGGUUGGCAAGAAGAGUAUCAAGAUUGAAGGCAUUGUCGAUUUCGAAUGGUCUCCAUCUCUUGGUGAGAAAUCGGAUUCUAAGCUCAACCAAAAGGAAGAAAUGCUUGCAUAUUGGACACCUGAAGUUGGCAAUCAACCUGCACGCGUUACCAUGAUGGCUAUGCCUAGCAAGGAGAUUGUCCGCACCAAGAAUUUGUUCAAUGUUACCGAUUGUAUGUUGUUCUGGCAAUCCAAGGGUCACUUUUUGGCUGUCAAGGUCAAUCGUCAUACCAAGACCAAGAAAUCACAAUUCACCAACCUUGAAAUCUUCCGUGUUUGCGAGAAAGCCAUUCCUGUUGAGACUCUUGAGCUUAAGGAUCCUGUACUCAAAUUUGCUUGGGAGCCUAACGGUGAACGUUUUGCCAUCAUUACUACGAACGACCCUGCAUUUGGCGCCACUGCUCCUGGUCCUGGUGGUGCAGCACCCCCUACCACUUUUAAGACGGCCGUUACUUUCUACUAUCUUGACACAAGCAAAGCAGUUGCUGGUUUCCGCCCACUGAAAAAGAUUGACAAGAAGACCACCAACAGCUUGUCGUGGUCUCCCAAGGGUCGACACAUCGUACUUUCAACUUUGCGUAGCCCAAGUGCACAUGAUAUUGAAUUCUGGGAUUUGGACUUUGAGCCAAUGGGUGAAGCCAAGAAGGAUGCUAAGGCCGAACUUGGUUCGACUGUGGUGCAAUUGUCUGCUCAAGAGCAUUAUGGUGUCACUGAUAUUGAAUGGGAUCCAACAGGCCGUUAUGUUGUCAGUGGUUCCAGCUCAUGGCACCAUUCUGCCGACCAUGGUUUCAACAUGUGGGAUUUCAAGGGUCAAUUGUUGCGUCAAGAGAGCAUCGAUCAUUUCAAGCUCAUCAUGUGGCGUCCUCGUCCCAAGAGUUUGUUGACUCCAGAGCAAAAGAAGAAGAUCAAAAAGAACCUUAGACAAUACAGCAAACAAUUCGAAGAAGAAGAUCUUGCUGCUGGUGAUGCCAAUGCUGCUCGUAUCAUUGCCGCUCGUCGGAAGGCUAUUGAGGAUUGGUACGCCUGGAGAAAGCAAGUCGAGAAGCAAAUGCUUGAUGAACGUAAGGCUGCCGGCAAGGAACUUCGAUCAAGUGCCGACGAAGGCAAAUCAGAGACCAUUGAAGAAUGGGUUGAAGAGGUCAUUGAUGAAGUCGAGGAAAUCGUGGAUUAA